UUCUGUGCAGAAGCAAGCAGGGGAGAGGAUCAGGAGGAGAGAGUGAGGAAGCGGGGAGGAAAAAAAAGAGAUAGAAAGAGACAGAGACAGAAAGGAACACAGAGAAACAGGGAGGGAAAAGUGAGAGGGAAGGAUCAAGAAGGGGAAAAGUGAAAGGCGCUGUCACUGACGCUACUUUUGGCCUCGCGUUCGCCGUCUUUCUUGUUUGUGGCCUCGCUCUGCUGGGUCUUCUCACAUUAGUCUCCUGGAAGCUCUGCUGGGUGCCUUGGAGGAGCAAGGCUCAGUUCCCAAGCCCAUCUCUCAGCCCGUCCGGUGACCUGGAGCACUGUCCGCACCAGCAAUCCCUUCCUCCGCCCAGUCCCCAGCAUCCGGUGGUCACCAUGGCGACAGAGAAGGUGAAGGACCCCGUGGGUUCGAUGGGCUUCCUUGAGGCUGCGGUGAAGAUAAGCCGUACCUCCCCUGACAUCCCUGCUGACGUGCAGCUCUCUAUGAGGGAGCACUUCCUACGUCGCACGCAACGCAUGCAGAGACAAACCACUGAGCCGGCGUCCUCCACACGGCACAACUCUUUCAAAAGACACCUCCCCAGGCAGAUGCAGGUGGGCAGUUUAGAUUUGGGCAAUGACUACAUGGUGGACAGGGACGAAAAGCCAACCAGCCUGGGUCGCAUCCAACCAGAGCUCUACCAACAGAAGGCCUCAGACUCAGAGGAGUCGUCCAAGAAUGGCAAAGAGAAAAACUGUGGCAGGAUUAACAUCUCGCUCAAGUACGACUACGAAAAUGAGGCAUUAAUCGUCAAUAUUCUCAGGGCAGUAGACCUACCAGCCAAGGACCUGUGCGGUACCUCUGACCCUUACGUCAAGGUCUACCUCCUACCUGAUCGUAAGAAGUUCCAGACCCGUGUCCACCGGAAGACGCUCAACCCCACGUUUAACGAAAGCUUCCAGUUUCCCGUGCCUUACGACGAGCUGCCUGUGAGGAAGCUCCACAUGAGCGUCUUUGACUUUGACAGAUUUUCUCGGCAUGAUAUGAUUGGGGAAGUGGUGCUGGAGAACUUGUUCGAGACAUCUGAUCUUUCGAGGGAGACAAACAUAUGGAGGGACAUCGAGUACGCAACAAGUUUCAAACUCAACCAGAACGCUACUUUUGGCCUCGCGUUCGCCGUCUUUCUUGUUUGUGGCCUCGCUCUGCUGGGUCUUCUCACAUUAGUCUCCUGGAAGCUCUGCUGGGUGCCUUGGAGGAGCAAGGCUCAGUUCCCAAGCCCAUCUCUCAGCCCGUCCGGUGACCUGGAGCACUGUCCGCACCAGCAAUCCCUUCCUCCGCCCAGUCCCCAGCAUCCGGUGGUCACCAUGGCGACAGAGAAGGUGAAGGACCCCGUGGGUUCGAUGGGCUUCCUUGAGGCUGCGGUGAAGAUAAGCCGUACCUCCCCUGACAUCCCUGCUGACGUGCAGCUCUCUAUGAGGGAGCACUUCCUACGUCGCACGCAACGCAUGCAGAGACAAACCACUGAGCCGGCGUCCUCCACACGGCACAACUCUUUCAAAAGACACCUCCCCAGGCAGAUGCAGGUGGGCAGUUUAGAUUUGGGCAAUGACUACAUGGUGGACAGGGACGAAAAGCCAACCAGCCUGGGUCGCAUCCAACCAGAGCUCUACCAACAGAAGGCCUCAGACUCAGAGGAGUCGUCCAAGAAUGGCAAAGAGAAAAACUGUGGCAGGAUUAACAUCUCGCUCAAGUACGACUACGAAAAUGAGGCAUUAAUCGUCAAUAUUCUCAGGGCAGUAGACCUACCAGCCAAGGACCUGUGCGGUACCUCUGACCCUUACGUCAAGGUCUACCUCCUACCUGAUCGUAAGAAGUUCCAGACCCGUGUCCACCGGAAGACGCUCAACCCCACGUUUAACGAAAGCUUCCAGUUUCCCGUGCCUUACGACGAGCUGCCUGUGAGGAAGCUCCACAUGAGCGUCUUUGACUUUGACAGAUUUUCUCGGCAUGAUAUGAUUGGGGAAGUGGUGCUGGAGAACUUGUUCGAGACAUCUGAUCUUUCGAGGGAGACAAACAUAUGGAGGGACAUCGAGUACGCAACAAGUGAAAGCGUUGACCUUGGGGAGAUCAUGUUCUCAUUGUGCUACCUGCCCACUGCAGGCAGACUCACACUUACUGUUAUCAAGUGCAGGAACCUCAAGGCUAUGGACAUCACCGGGUACUCGGAUCCCUAUGUUAAAGUAUCGCUCAUUUGUGACGGCAGGCGUUUAAAAAAGAAGAAAACGAGCAUUAAAAAAAACACCCUGAAUCCCACCUAUAAUGAAGCCAUCAUCUUCGACAUCCCUCCAGACAGUAUGGACCAUGUCAGCCUGCACAUCUCUGUGAUGGACUACGAUUUGGUGGGACAUAAUGAGAUCAUUGGUGUGAUGAGGGUUGGAAGCCAUGCUGAGGGACUUGGCAGGGACCACUGGAAUGAAAUGCUGGCUUAUCCACGGAAGCCUAUUGCACACUGGCAUCCCCUCCUGGAGUCCAAGAAAUCUGAGAAGGAGUGGAAGGCGAGAACUGCCAGCUUUGACAGCCAGGGCUCCUGCCCCUCACCGAGACCCCCUGCUAGUCCCUGAGAUGAGCUACCUGUGACCCAGCAGCCCAGAAGGGGUUUCCUCCCUCCUCCUGAUUCACUUCCUGUCUGUGUGCUUGAGGAGAAACACAAUCCCACUGUCUCUCCCUUCUCACUCGCUCUCAUCCCCACACCCCUCACUUCCUCCAGUCUAGUCCCAGAGCACUCCCAAGUACUGAAAUAGGACUUUCUGUAUGUCAGCUGUGUGAAGCUCAGGCUUUUCUCGACGUGGCUGGUGCGAUGGCCCGAAGCUAGGGUUGUUUUCUAGGAGAUUGGCUAGAGAUCAUGUCUGCAGACAUUGAUUGCUGAUUUGUCUACGCUGAGGUAAAUCUAGCUAGAUGUCCUUACAAAGGACUUGCAACUUUGAUUGAUGGAGUCUCUUUGAUGGAGAAAAAGCCCUGUCGAAUAUCACUCCAUGAAAGCAGUGGAUAUUUCUCAACGGGAAGCUGAGUUCAUAUAUUGCCAAGGAAGAAAAAAAAGGAGAUGAUCUAAAAGAAAGCUAUUUUAGAAGUUUAUGCUUCACUCACAUUUAUUUUUGCAUUCUUGAAUUAACAUUAGAUCUAUAUUUUUUUGUUAGAUGUUUUUGUUAGAUAGUUCAUAUAUGAUUAUCUUAAUGGGUUAGGCUAUAAACUCAAGUAGUUAAAAGUUUUG
Messenger RNA from Cyprinodon variegatus (sheepshead minnow), 3253 nucleotides. RefSeq names its product synaptotagmin-6-like (gene syt6a). Lineage: Eukaryota; Metazoa; Chordata; Actinopteri; Cyprinodontiformes; Cyprinodontidae. Gene Ontology annotation, biological process: regulation of calcium ion-dependent exocytosis; cellular response to calcium ion; calcium-ion regulated exocytosis. The record is from RefSeq and is a predicted model, not a curated record. Gene Ontology annotation, molecular function: phosphatidylserine binding; clathrin binding; calcium ion binding. Gene Ontology annotation, cellular component: membrane. Bases 381 to 2606 code for a protein of 741 amino acids. The transcript has 10 exons.